CGGAGCUCAGAAACUGCCAGCGAGAUCACAAGCUCAGAGGCUGAAGCAGGAGCAAGGACUGGAAAGAAAAGAGGUUAGAGGGAAAGCGGCUGGGGAAGGAACCAGUGGAGCAGCAACUGCUCGUUACACUGAAAGGCAAGAAACGGUGGCGUUGAGGACAGAAGAGAACAAGACGAUGAGAGCCAAACAAUACCAGUAGAGCCAAAGAGGGAGAGAAAUGUCAAGAACAUUCAUCCGGAGAGAUGAAGAGAAUGAAAGUUUUAUGCUGCAGAGCCGUUCUGUGCUUUUCCGGCACCAAAUGCUCUCGCUGUUUCUAAGCCCUCUCGCAUUUGCCAGCCGUUGACAUUACGAGGCAUGUUGAACAGCACCAGCAGCAUCUCCUCUUCCUCCUCCUCUUCAUCUUCCUCCUCCUUUUCCUCCUUCUCCUCCCAUCAGCAAGAAGACAAACCGAGGACAGUCCUGAAACAUCGACAUCUCCUUGGGAUUUGCCAUCGCCGCGUUGCGCCAAGACUGUCGGGAUAAAGGACGCUGACUAUUGUAUUAUCGUUAUUUUAUUAAUUGGUCAGCUAGAAGAUUACAGAUGAGGAUAGGGGACGCCGGUCACCCUUCCUGCGCUGAGAUUGAAAAAUGAGGCUGGACUGGGGGAAGAUCUAAAAUGAUGCAAAAGGAAUCAGAUUUUUAAAGACAGAAAAUCACUCCACCGUAGCGCACUUUUAUUUGUAAUAUCAUAGCUGUUAUUAUUGGGGAGGGGGGAUUUUUCGCUUUCUUUUUUCCUGUGGUGGUGGGGGAGGUGAUCGGGUGGCUGAGUAGCUACGGGAAGCUGCUUCCUUCCCGUUUGGAGAUGAUUGUGCUAUUAUUCUUUGCUUUGCUCUGGAUGGUGGAAGGAGUCUUUUCUCAGCUUCACUACACGGUACAGGAGGAGCAAGAACAUGGUACUUUCGUGGGGAAUAUCGCUGAAGAUCUGGGCUUGGACAUUACAAAACUUUCGGCUCGCAGGUUUCAAACGGUGCCCAACUCACGAACCCCUUACUUGGACCUCAACCUGGAGACCGGGGUGCUGUACGUGAACGAGAAGAUUGACCGCGAGCAGAUCUGCAAGCAGAGCCCCUCCUGUGUCCUGCACCUGGAAGUCUUCCUGGAGAACCCCCUGGAGCUGUUCCGAGUGGAGAUCGAAGUGCUGGACAUCAAUGACAACCCUCCCGCCUUUCCGGAGCCGGACCUGACGGUGGAAAUCUCCGAGAGCGCCACACCAGGCACUCGCUUUCCCUUGGAGAGCGCCUUCGACCCAGACGUAGGCACCAACUCCCUACGCGACUACGAGAUCACCCCCAACAGCUACUUCUCCCUGGACGUGCAGACCCAGGGGGAUGGCAACAGAUUCGCCGAGCUGGUGCUGGAGAAACCCCUAGACCGAGAACAGCAAGCGGUGCACCGCUACGUGCUGACCGCGGUCGACGGGGGAGGAGGAGGAGGGAAGGGAGGAGGAGGAGAAGAAGGAGGGGGAGGCCCCGGGGGAGCGGGCCUGCCUCCCCAGCAACAGCGCACCGGCACGGCCCUACUCACCAUCCGAGUGCUGGACUCCAACGACAAUGUCCCCGCAUUCGACCAACCCGUCUACACUGUGUCCCUGCCAGAGAAUUCCCCCCCGGGUACGCUCGUUAUUCAGCUCAAUGCUACAGACCCAGAUGAAGGCCAGAAUGGAGAGGUCGUGUACUCCUUCAGCAGCCACAUUUCGCCCCGGGCUAGGGAGCUUUUCGGACUCUCCCCGCGCACUGGGAGACUGGAGGUGAGCGGUGAGCUGGACUUUGAAGAAAGCCCGGUGUACCAGGUGUACGUGCAAGCCAAGGACCUGGGCCCCAACGCCGUGCCUGCUCACUGCAAGGUGCUAGUACGAGUGCUGGAUGCCAACGACAAUGCGCCAGAGAUCAGCUUCAGUACCGUGAAGGAGGCGGUGAGCGAGGGCGCGGCACCCGGCACGGUGGUGGCCCUGUUCAGCGUGACCGACCGCGACUCUGAAGAGAACGGGCAGGUGCAGUGCGAGCUGCUGGGGGACGUGCCGUUCCGCCUCAAGUCUUCCUUCAAGAAUUACUACACCAUCGUGACUGAGGCCCCCCUGGACCGAGAGUCCGGAGACUCCUACACCCUGACUGUGGUGGCCCGCGAUCAGGGCGAGCCCUCUCUCUCCACCAGUAAGUCGAUCCAGGUCCAGGUGUCAGAUGUUAAUGACAACGCGCCGCGCUUCAGCCAGCCUGUCUACGACGUGUAUGUGACCGAAAACAACGUGCCGGGAGCCUAUAUCUACGCUGUAAGUGCCACUGACCGCGACGAGGGCGCCAAUGCCCAACUGGCAUACUCCAUCCUUGAGUGCCAGAUUCAAGGCAUGAGCGUCUUCACCUAUGUGUCCAUCAACUCCGAGAACGGCUACUUGUACGCGCUACGCUCCUUUGACUAUGAGCAGCUCAAGGACUUCAGCUUUCAGGUGGAAGCCCGAGACGCCGGUAGCCCCCAGGCGCUGGCGGGCAACGCCACGGUCAACAUCCUCAUCGUGGAUCAGAAUGACAACGCCCCUGCCAUAGUGGCGCCCCUACCAGGGCGCAACGGGACUCCGGCGCGCGAGGUUCUGCCCCGCUCUGCCGAGCCGGGCUACCUGCUCACCCGCGUGGCUGCAGUAGACGCGGACGACGGUGAGAACGCACGGCUCACCUACAGCAUCGUGCGAGGCAAUGAAAUGAACCUAUUUCGCAUGGACUGGCGCACCGGGGAGCUCCGCACCGCGCGCAGGGUUCCGGCCAAGCGCGACCCCCAGCGGCCUUACGAGCUGGUGAUCGAAGUGCGCGACCAUGGGCAGCCGCCCCUGUCCUCCACCGCCACCCUAGUGGUGCAGCUGGUGGACGGCGCCGUGGAGCCCCAGGGCGGAGCCGGGGCAGGCGGCGGAGGAGCCGGUGAACACCAGCGACCAAGCCGCUCUGGCAGCGGGGAGACCUCGCUAGACCUCACUCUCAUCCUCAUCAUCGCGCUCGGGUCGGUGUCCUUCAUCUUCCUGCUGGCCAUGAUCGUGCUGGCCGUGCGCUGCCAGAAAGAGAAGAAGCUAAACAUCUACACGUGUUUGGCCAGCGACUGCUGCCUCUGCUGCUGCUGCUGCGGCGGUGGGGGCGCGACCUGCUGUGGCCGCCAAGCACGGGCGCGCAAAAAGAAACUCAGCAAGUCGGACAUCAUGCUGGUGCAAAGCUCCAACGUGCCCAGCAACCCGGCUCAGGUGCCGGUGGAGGAGUCCAGCGGCUUCGGCUCCCACCACCACAACCAGAAUUACUGCUACCAGGUGUGCCUGACCCCGGAGUCCGCCAAGACCGACCUGAUGUUCCUGAAGCCCUGCAGCCCCUCGCGGAGCACGGACACUGAGCACAACCCCUGCGGGGCCAUAGUCACCGGGUACACCGACCAGCAGCCCGACAUAAUCUCCAAUGGAAGCAUUUUGUCCAACGAGACUAAACACCAGCGAGCAGAGCUCAGCUAUCUAGUUGACAGACCUCGACGAGUUAACAGUUCUGCAUUCCAGGAAGCCGACAUAGUAAGCUCUAAGGACAGUGGUCAUGGAGACAGUGAGCAGGGAGAUAGUGAUCAUGAUGCCACCAACCGCGGCCAGUCGGCUGGUAUGGACCUCUUCUCCAACUGCACCGAGGAGUGUAAAGCACUGGGCCACUCAGAUCGGUGCUGGAUGCCUUCUUUUGUCCCCUCUGAUGGACGCCAGGCUGCCGAUUAUCGCAGCAAUCUUCAUGUUCCCGGCAUGGACUCUGUUCCAGACACUGAGGUGUUUGAAACUCCAGAAGCUCAGCCCGGAGCAGAGCGGUCCUUCUCAACCUUUGGAAAAGAGAAGGCCCUGCAUAGCACGCUGGAGAGGAAGGAGCUGGAUGGACUGCUGACUAAUACACGAGCGCCUUACAAACCACCAUAUUUGACACGAAAAAGGAUAUGCUAGUCAAUUCUACAGAACUUACCUGAAGCAGCAUGAUUUGCACAAACUCGACCAACAAAAGCAUCAACUUUUCAACUUCAUUAUCUUGGCCAUCCAGUUAGUUAUGUGUAACUGAGUAUUAGAUUUCCAACGGAGUCAUCGUGGCCAAUUAUAGGACCUAAUUGCUCUCAGCAGGCCUGAGAAAUGAGUUGAAAUGUGCAGAACUGUAGAAACUUUGGAGGCAACUGAUUUUUGCCUCUCCGAUCAGUGUGUGCCUGUUUACAGCACUAUAUAUCUUUCUCUCUCCAAAUGUCACUGAGCCCUUUAGAUGUUUAUAUUCACCACGAGAAGCCAGUCAUAAAGAUAAAGGAAAUUUGUGCAUUAUAAAUGCAAUAUCACUGUUUUAAACUUGACUGUUUUAUAUUAUUUUUGUGUGAUCAAGUGUUCCCCAAACUAUUCCAACUUUACAAGAGAGAUUGUGACUAUGUUUUCACCUGUGGGUUAUAAAAAAAGUUGUAUUCUGAAGACCCACAAAAUAUCAAAGACAUUCUGUAGUUUAUACACCGUGUUGCAAAGUGUUUACUGUACUAUUUCAAAGCUUCUAAAUAAAUAUAAAAUAUAUAUAUUAUAUUA
Messenger RNA from Ochotona princeps (American pika), 4585 nucleotides. RefSeq names its product protocadherin 10 (gene PCDH10). Gene Ontology annotation, cellular component: plasma membrane. Bases 842 to 3976 code for a protein of 1044 amino acids. The record is from RefSeq and is a predicted model, not a curated record. The transcript is spliced from 5 exons. Gene Ontology annotation, biological process: homophilic cell-cell adhesion. Gene Ontology annotation, molecular function: calcium ion binding. NCBI's taxonomy places the organism in Eukaryota, Metazoa, Chordata, Mammalia, Lagomorpha, Ochotonidae.